This is a messenger RNA of Leopardus geoffroyi (Geoffroy's cat), 864 nucleotides long. RefSeq names its product small nuclear ribonucleoprotein G-like. Gene Ontology annotation, molecular function: RNA binding. Gene Ontology annotation, biological process: spliceosomal snRNP assembly; mRNA splicing, via spliceosome. Bases 498 to 728 code for a protein of 76 amino acids. Gene Ontology annotation, cellular component: catalytic step 2 spliceosome; U2 snRNP; U4 snRNP. The transcript has a single exon. NCBI's taxonomy places the organism in Eukaryota, Metazoa, Chordata, Mammalia, Carnivora, Felidae. The record is from RefSeq and is a predicted model, not a curated record.
AAAAGCCAAACUAAAUCUGAAUUUAGUAUUAAGGUAAGUGAAAUUAUCUUAGUAACUAAGUCCAUUAAGGUAAGCUAAGAAAUCAACAAACAACCAAAUGAAAAUCAUAUUGUCAAGUACAGGUAGGUAGAAGUCCACAAAUACAUAUGAGAUCUUCAUUAUAGGCUCACAGAAAAGGAUGGCAAAGGUGUGGUUAAUCAGUCUUUUUGUAAUUUUCCCUUCUUAAGCCUCAGGGUGCAUAACAUUAUAAUAGCAUGUUCAAUAAGAUAUGGAGCAAAGAUAAUAGCUAAAAGCAAUGAGAAAGAUUUCCUUAAUGGAUUUCCAAAUAUGGGUAGAGAAAUAAUUCCUGCCCACCUGUAAGUAUUUUUAAGGGUUAUACCCAGACCAGAACAAAUAUAGCCAGAACAAAUCACAUGUUGAAAAGGUUUUGUUAGCAAUUCCAGGAAGGAAUAUUUAAUAUGUAAAUUUUGGAUCUUUGAGCUUGCCGAGUAGGCACCAUGAGCAAAGCUCACCGUCCUGAGUUGAAAAAAUUUACGGACAAGAAAUUACCAUUGAAAUUAAAUGGUGGCAGACGUGGCCAAGGAAUAUUGCGGGGCUUCGAUCCCUUUAUGAAUCUUGUGAUGGAUGAAUGUGUGGAGAUGGCAACUAGUGGGCAAGAGAACAAUAUUGGAAUGGUGGUAAUGCCAGGAAAUCGUAUCAUCCUGUUAGAAGCCUUGGAACGAGUAUAAACAAUGGGUGUGUUCACCGGCAGAAACCAACCGCUUUCACAUGUCCCCUCCAUAGCAUCUGUUUUACUACAAUAUAAAAAUCAGGUCGUGCAUUUUCAUAUUGAACUUUUAUGCAAAAUAAACUUUCUUAAUAGUC